AGCCAUUGAAACCUUAUGGCGACGGUUCUUUCUUAUUCUCACAAUGCUCUUCUUCUUUGCUCCGCCAAAACCCUCAGCGCAGAUGAUCCAGCGCGAGGAUUCUUGUCGCGGCGAUCGAUCUGUGAGUUUCGGUGGGAGAAGGCGCGGCCGAUCCUCGGAUGCAAGCGGCGAUGGCGCGGAUUGGCAGCAGCCGCGGCAGCAGCGGAUUCUCUUAUGCCUGGAAUUUCGACCGAUGCCAGCGUUUUGGAUCUUUCGGGCAAUGUGAUCUCUCUGACUGAUUUGUGGAAGGAUCGAACUGCUGUCGUUGCCUUUGCUCGGCAUUUUGGGUGUAUCCUCUGUCGCAAACGGGCUGAUGUUCUAGCAUCGAAGAAGGAAGUGUUCGAUGGUGCUGGUGUGUCGCUUGUUCUGGUCGGUCCCGGCACUGUCGACCAGGCAAAAGCAUUUGCUAGCCAGACACAGUUCCCCGGAGAAGUUUAUGCCGAUCCAACCCAUGCUUCAUUUGAAGCGUUCCAAUUCGUCUCUGGCGCGUCCACCAUCUUUAAUCCCAAGGCUGCUAUGCGAGUUAUGGGAGCUCAUUUAGAAGGCUAUCGACAAGACUGGGGGCUCUCUUUCGAGAAAGAUACUGUACAGAGAGGUGGCUGGCAGCAAGGAGGAAUUGUCAUUGCUGGGCCCGGGAAAGAUCGGUUGCUCUACGUCCACAAGGACAAGGAAGCAGGCGACGAGCCCGAUAUCAAAGAAGUCAUAGAAGCAUGUUGUGAGAAACAAAACUUGUCAUGAUGCAUAUUUCUCGCUGCAAGUUCUCAGCCAUCUGCAAGCUUUGGACGAGACCUCCGUCCGAAUUCAUGUAAGCAAUGUUGGCAAGCAACACGCUCGCAUAAGUUGCCGCUCUCCGGACACGAAGCACGUCUUGUCGGGAGCUUGAGCUUGUCAUACGUAUCCAACACUGGUAAACUGUCCGUUUUGAGUAAAGGCCGCGAGAAUCGUCCUCCAAGAGAUGAUGUCCAGAAGAGGCGACAGAUCGAAGAACUUGGCAGCGCGAUCGAUGUGUCCGUUGUGCGCGUAGGCCGAAAACAUGGUCGUCGGGGAUCUCCGGCAUCGCAUUGUACGCCUCGUCGCAGUAGCCCGACUGGCCGUACGCGAAGAUCACCGUGUUCAACGAGACCAGGCUCUGGAGUGGCAUUUGAUCGAACGUAAACUUGGCUUCCUCCACCUGUCUCGCGUGAGCUGCGAUCAUCGCCUUCCAUGCCAUCGAGUUGCGCUCCGGCAUUGAUUCAAACACGCUCUUGGCGCUUUCGAGGUGGUC
Molecule: messenger RNA, 1303 nt
Organism: Selaginella moellendorffii
Lineage: Eukaryota; Viridiplantae; Streptophyta; Lycopodiopsida; Selaginellales; Selaginellaceae
Product: thioredoxin-like protein AAED1, chloroplastic
Exons: 10
Coding region: 16-777 (253 amino acids)
Molecular function (GO): antioxidant activity
Source: RefSeq, a predicted model, not a curated record